UCUGUCGCAAGCUGCCCACCCAGUCUUUCAGAUCCAAACCUCCCAUUGCUUUCCUCCACUGCGUGUAUAACUCUCCUCACUCAUACCAACGACAGCCCCUCGGGGCUUCCCAUCGGAUUGGCUGCCCGCCUCAAUCGCAAAUCUCCCAGUGCCCGCACCGCAGCAGCACCACCACCACCAAUCUGCGCAAUGGCUCCCCCUCCUCCACGGCGGAAUCUCCUCCCCAAAGACCGCUUUGCCUUCAACUUCGGAAGUCUCAAGACCCAAAGCUACCAUGAUCCCGUCGCGCGAGGCCCGGGAUCACACACUAUCCGGACCAUCGCCUGGAAUCCGACCGGCCAAUUGAUCGCUACCGGGUCAGCGGACCGCACGCUCCGGAUCUGGAACCCGGAGCGCUCGCAAGUGAAAUACUCGACGGAGCUGCGCGGCCACACGGCGGGCAUCGAGAAGGUGGUGUUCAACCCGACACGGGAUUCGGAGCUGGCCAGCUGCUCAACAGACGGCACGGUACGGUUCUGGGAUGUGCGGUCCAAGACGUGCGUGAGUCGAUUGGACGUGGGCACGGAGGCGUUCACGCUGUCGUGGUCGGCGGAUGGGAGUACCCUCAUCGUGGGAAGGAAGGACGACACCCUCAUCCCCAUCUCCAUCGAAUCCCUCUCCACGCCCACGACACUCCCAACCGACCCCUCCCAAACAAACCCCCCUUCCUCCUCCUCCCAGCAAUACAUCUACCGCGCCCUCGACCCCCACCAACAACCCAUUCAAACCAACGCCACGACCUUCUCGCACCACAUCGCCAACCCCUCCGCGCCGGACCUGCACCUCUUCGCCACGACCGGUGAAGGCACCGUCAAGAUCCUCUCGUACCCGAGCUUCUCCGUCCUGCACACCCUGCACGCGCACACCUCGGCCUGUCUGUCCAUCGCCCUGGCGCCGACGGGCCGCUACCUCGCUGUCGGCGGUAGCGACGCGCUGAUUUCGCUCUGGGACACGACGGACUGGAUCUGCCGCCGCACCGUGUCGAGCAGCAACGGCGGCGCGGUCCGCGGCGUGAGCUGGUCCUUCGACGGGCGGUUCCUGGUGGGGGCUUGCGACGAGGUCGGGUGCGGCGGGAACGGGCUUGAGGUGUUCCAUGCAGAGACGGGCGAGAGUGUGUACACUGUGCCAGUGGGUGGGAAUGCGAACUCGGGGAUUCCGGCUGUUGCGUGGCAUCCUUCGCGGUAUUGGUUGGCGUAUUCGACGACUGCGGAUGGGGUUGGUGGUGGUGGUGGCGGGGGUGGGGGGCAUGGUGGGUUGAGGAUUGUUGGGGCUGCGGGGGGGAAUCUAUAG
Messenger RNA from Aspergillus saccharolyticus JOP 1030-1, 1329 nucleotides. RefSeq names its product WD repeat-containing protein. The transcript has 3 exons. Gene Ontology annotation, cellular component: THO complex part of transcription export complex. NCBI's taxonomy places the organism in Eukaryota, Fungi, Ascomycota, Eurotiomycetes, Eurotiales, Aspergillaceae. Gene Ontology annotation, biological process: mRNA export from nucleus. The record is from RefSeq and is a predicted model, not a curated record. Gene Ontology annotation, molecular function: protein binding. The coding region runs from base 190 to 1329 and encodes 379 amino acids.